UUUCCAGCUGAUUCCCGUUUGUUUACCAUCAAAGGUUUAAGCCAGCAGGGUCUUUAUCUGUGUGUCAGUCAGUAGUUAUUAUGUGCAAUGGUGCUUCAAAAUUCUGGGAGAUUUAGGACUGAUAGGUUUAAAAAAAAUACCGAUGGAGAUUCAAGUGGACAGGAUGAUGGCUCUGACAGACGCCUUCAGCAGAGCUUGGAGAAUGAUGCUCUUGAUACCAAAUAUGGCUUUAAUCGCUACAAAGAGUCCCAGGAGAUUGUUGGGUGGCUUCUCAACAUGCACCCUACUGAAGUUCUCAAUGAAGACAAAAGACUUGUGAGUGCCGUUGACUACUACUUUAUCCAAGAGGAUGGAUCCAGGUUUAAGGUAUCCCUUCCCUACCGCCCUUACUUUUAUGUAAUGACAAAGACGGAUGUGAUUCAGGAUGUCACUACCUAUUUAACAAAGAAGUUCUCUGGCCAUCUUGCCACUGUAGAAGUGGUGAGGAAAGAAGAUCUCGAUUUGGAUAAUCAUCUCACUGGCCUGAAGCAGACAUUACUGAAGCUAUCCUUUAUGACUGUCAAUGACUUAAUGAAGGUAAAACAAUCAAUCCAGACAGCUGUUAGAAGAAACAAGGAAGCUGCCAAGUCCAAGACAGUUUACUCUGAGAUGUUAUCAGCUCAGUAUGCUGGGGAAACAAGUGAGUCUGGCAGGCGAACGCAAGAUCACUUAGAUAAUCUAUUGGACAUGAGAGAAUAUGAUGUCCCAUUCCAUGUUCGAGUUUCCAUUGACUGCAAGAUCUUUGUUGGCUUGUGGUACUCUGUUCGAGGCGGAGGAACAGGACCUCCCAUCAUUACUCGUCGGGAUGACUUGCUGGUGUGGCCAGACUGUAUUGUGUUGGCUUAUGAUAUUGAGACUACCAAGCUGCCCCUCAAGUUUCCAGAUGCAAAUACUGAUCAAAUUAUGAUGAUUUCUUAUAUGAUUGAUGGCCAGGGUUACCUGAUAACCAACCGAGAGAUUGUCGGUGAAGAUGUGGAAGACUUUGAAUACACUCCUCGGCCAGAGUUUGAGGGACCUUUUGUUAUUUUCAAUGAACCUAAUGAAAUGGGUUUGAUUCAGAGGUUCUUUGAUCACAUCUUAGAGGUAAAGCCUCAUAUUUUUGUUACGUACAAUGGUGACUUCUUUGAUUGGCCAUUUGUUGAGGCACGGGCAGCAUUCCACAAUCUUGAUAUGUUCCGUGAGAUUGGAUUUUCCAAGAACCGAGAAGGAGUAUACACCUCACGUCCCAGCGCUCACAUGGACUGUUUGUGUUGGGUGAAGCGAGACUCUUACUUACCUGUUGGGUCCCAGAAUUUAAAAGCUGUAGCUAAAGCCAAAUUACGAUAUGACCCAGUGGAGCUCGACCCAGAAGACAUGUGUCCCCUCGCAGCAGAACAACCACAGGUGCUGGCUAAUUAUUCAGUGUCAGAUGCUGUGGCCACCUAUUACCUCUACAUGAAAUACGUCCACCCAUUUAUUUUGGCUCUCUGCACUAUUAUUCCCAUGGGACCUGAUGAUGUGUUACGCAAGGGGUCAGGCACACUGUGUGAGGCUCUGCUGAUGGUGGAGGCCUAUCAUGCCAACAUUGUGUAUCCCAACAAACAAGUGUCUCAGCUAAACAAACUUACCUCUGAUGGCCGUGUGUUGGACCAAGAAACAUACGUCGGAGGGCACGUGGAAGCCAUAGAAUCAGGAGUGUUCCGUGCAGACAUUCCGUGUAGAUUUAGGAUGGCUCCAGAAGCUUUCCAAAAGUUGUUAGAUAAUGUGGACCGUACAAUAAAAUUUUGUGUUGAAGUAGAAGAAGGCGUCCCUCUAGAACAAGUGACCAAUUAUGACGAGAUCGUUGACGACAUCAAGAAGAAAUUAGCAGACCUACGUGACACUCCCUGCCGCUUGGAGAACCCCCUAAUUUACCAUCUGGAUGUUGGUGCCAUGUACCCCAAUAUUAUUCUUACCAAUCGACUCCAGCCAUCUGCUAUGGUCGAUGAAACUGUGUGUGCAGCUUGUGACUUCAAUAAACCUGGUGCAACAUGUCAGCGAAAGAUGUCAUGGAUCUGGCGUGGUGAUGUAAUACCUGCAUCCCGCAGUGAAUAUCAGCGGAUUCAGCAACAGCUAGAAACUGAACGUUUUCCUCCUGCUUUUCCUGGCAUGAAGCACAGAGCCUUCCAUGAACUCAACAAAGAGGAGCAAGCAGCUGCUGAGAAGAAGCGUCUCCAGGAAUACUGUCGCAAAGCCUAUAAAAAAAUCAAGGAAACAAGAACAGAGGAACGCUGGCAGACCAUUUGUCAACGAGAAAACAGCUUUUAUGUGCACACUGUGAGAUCCUUCAGAGAUCGUCGUUAUGAGUACAAAGGCCUUCUGAAAGUGGCCAAAAGAGAGUUGGGAGAGGCUCAAGGAAAGGGGGAUCCUUCAGAAAUCAAAGCAGCCAAUGCACGAGCAGUGUUGUAUGACUCCCUUCAGCUUGCUCAUAAGUGUAUUCUCAACUCAUUUUAUGGAUAUGUGAUGAGGAAAGGAUCGCGUUGGCAUUCGAUGGAAAUGGCAGGCAUUGUGUGCUAUACAGGAGCGACCAUCAUCACUAAAUCCAGGGAGAUUGUUGAGCAGAUUGGACGUCCUUUAGAGCUGGACACUGAUGGUAUUUGGUGCAUCCUUCCAUCUUCAUUCCCAGAGAAUUAUGUGAUAAAAACAAAUAAUCCCAAGAAAGCUAAAGUGACAAUAUCCUAUCCUGGAGCAAUACUUAAUGUCAUGGUGAAGGACCAUUAUACAAACCAUCAGUACCAUGACCUUGUGGACCCAGACAACUUGGAGUACUCUGUGCGGUCUGAGAACUCCAUUUUCUUUGAGGUGGAUGGCCCAUAUCAGGCUAUGAUACUCCCAGCAUCUAAGGAAGAAGGUAAAAAACUGAAGAAGCGCUAUGCAGUAUUCAACUUUGAUGGCUCGUUAGCUGAACUUAAAGGGUUUGAGGUGAAGCGCCGUGGAGAACUACAGCUGAUCAAGAUCUUCCAGUCAUCUGUAUUUGAAGCUUUCCUGAAGGGAGACACUCUGGAAACCUGUUAUGCCAGUGUUGCUAAGGUGGCAGAUUAUUGGUUAGAUGUCUUGUACAGUAAAGCUGCCAAUAUGCCUGAGUCAGAAUUGUUUGAAUUGAUCUCAGAGAAUCGAUCAAUGAGCAAAAAACUUGAAGAAUAUGGAGCUCAAAAGUCUACCUCCAUCUCUACUGCUAAACGACUUGCAGAAUUCUUGGGAGACCAGAUGGUAAAAGAUGCUGGUCUGAGUUGCAGGUUUAUUAUCUCUAAAAAGCCAGAAGGUGCACCAAUUACUGAAAGAGCCAUACCACUAGCCAUCUUCCAGGCAGAGUCUUCAGUGAAGCAUCAUUACUUGCGUCGUUGGCUCAAGGAUCCAUCACUUACUAACUUUGACAUCAAGAAUGUGCUAGACUGGCAAUAUUACAUAGAGAGAUUGUCAGGAACUGUGAUGAAGAUUAUAACCAUCCCUGCAGCUCUUCAGGGUGUUGCCAACCCAGUCCCCAGAGUUGCACAUCCUGACUGGCUCCACAAGAGAGUACUUGAGAGAAAUGAUACCUUCAAGCAGCGGCGCAUCACAGACAUGUUCUCUGCUGCCCCAAAACCCAAGCCUCAGCGAAGAGUACAGACUGUAGAGGAGGAUUCAGAGCAAGAUCUAUUUGCAUCGCAAGAUACCCCAGAUAUUGAGGAUGUUGUAGCAUCACACUCACGCAACACAAAAAGUUCAGGGCCUACAGUGACAAGUACCAAGCGCAAGAGAGUAUCAGACUUAGAGGAAGCAAGUAAUGACCUGACCAGAAGUUGGAGAGAUGUUCUGGGCAAUUCACCAAGAAUGGGAAACUCUAAGGAAGAAAUAGCAGUCUGGAUUAAAUUUCAAAAAAAGAAAUGGGAGUUCCAGCGCUUACAGCGGGAAAAUCGAUCAAAGAGAGUACGGACUGGGAAUUGUCCAACCAUUGACAGAGGUGGUGGUCGGGCUGAGUCUGGCAGAGUAGUCAGAUCAGGACCCACCACUACUCUGGGUGGAUUUCUCCGCAAGACUCAGCGUACUCUCAUGGAUGUUCCCUGGCAGAUUAUUCAGCUUGCAGAAACAAACACCCCGGGACAGUACAAAUUGUGGGCUUUAGUUGGUCAUGAUCUUCAUCUCAUCAAAUUAAUUAUCCAACGAAUAUUUUAUGUUAACCAACGAGUGCCUAAACCAGAGAUUGAAACAGGUGGAGUGUGGCGUAAGGUGAACAAAACCCUCCCUCGUUCUCACCCUGUCUACAACCUCUAUGAAUACACAGUUCCAGAAGAAGUGUUUUGUGAACAUAGUAAUGAGCUCAUGGCAGAUCUCUCCACUCCUGAUAUUGAAGGGAUUUAUGAAACACAGGUUCCACUUGAAUUUAGAGCCAUAGCUCAGCUGGGCUGUGUGUGUAUGGUGGACAAAACAAUCGCUCGAUCUGACACUGACACAUUUGAAUUAGGCCAGCUCAAGUUUAAGACUGUGGCUCAGUUCCAGUACUUAGAAGAGGGCAGCUUGUCCCAUGUCUAUCUUUAUCAUCACCGUAGUGGUAACAAAGCUAUGUUUAGUAUCAUUUUCAACCAGAGUAAAAAGGCACACAUCUUUGUUCUGGAUACAGUGCGCAGUAACCAGAUGCCUAAUGUUAAUAACCUUUAUAAUUCUGAAAGAAAUGCCAAAAUUACGAAAGGACAUGACGAAUCACUGCUUCCAGAAUCCAACUAUACGUUUGAGAUCAAAUUUGAAACUGAAGUGAGACAAAUUUUCCGACAAAUACAGCGACUUUUACAAGGGUAUAGAGAUGAAAAAAGAGGGCCAACUUUUCUGGCUAUUCAGUCCCCACAUGACCUGCCUACCUUGACAGCUCUUAUGCCUGGUUUAGGAGAAUUUCCUCAAGUUCCUGUCCAUGUAACUGAUGUUGACACAUUGUAUAAUGUUCUUGACUGGCAACGAGUGGGAGCUAGAGCAAUGGUACGGCACUUUCUUGGACUAAACCAGUUGUUACAGACCUCAAUGGAACAGAGUCGCUAUUUUCACUUGCCCGUUGGUAACUUGCCACGUGACACUACUGCAUUUGGUGCCGACCUGUUCUAUGUAAGGCACCUACAAAAGCAUAAUGCAGUUAUAUGGUGUUCCCCAGGACCCAGACCUGACUUAGGUGGUCAUGAGCAUGAUGACAAUCGACUGGUUGCUGAUUUGGAAGAUGCUGCAUCUGCUGCCCAAGUUAACAACUCUGGUUGCUACUCAAAUGUUUGUGUUGAACUAGAUCUGGAUGCAUUAGCAGUAACUACACUCUUACAGGCACACCACAUUAAUGAAAUGGAGGGAACAAGUAGCAGUGUGGCAUUUGAUGCGCCUCAUGCCACUUUACAAGACAUGAUGGGUGGGGCCGAGUCAGCUCUCACAGCAUAUGAUGAAACUGCCCGCUGUGCUCCAGCAUUUAGGAUUCUCCGGCAGAUGGUCGCUGCUUGGCUUCGUGAUGUUUCCAUCUACCAAAAUGUAUUUGCAGACUUUCAGAUAAUACACUUCUACCGAUGGCUACGUGAUUCGAACUCACUUUUGUAUGAUCCCGCACUUCAUCGCAUUCUUCACACACUCAUGCACAAAUUGUUCCUUCAUCUUGUUGCUGAAUUUAAACGUUUGGGUUCUGUCAUCGUUUUUGCCAGUUUUAAUAAAAUAGUUUUGUGCACCAAAAAGAAAAGAGUUGAUGAUGCCAUUGCUUAUGUACAGUAUGUGGUAAACAGCAUUCGUGGCAAAGAACUAUUUCAUUCUAUUGACAUAUCCUUUAACCAGUGUUGGGAAUACCUCUUAUGGUUGGACCCUGCAAACCAUGGCGGCAUAAAGGGAAAACUACCCAAGGAUCUUUCACAGACACAAGAUGAUACCCAAAAUGAAAAUAAAGACUCUGAUGAUGAAGAGGAGGAAUCAGAAGGGCAAAAGAACACAGAUACCAAUAAUGAAGGAGAAGGAGAGGAGGAUGGUUCAGUUAUUGAGAUGAAUUGGAAUAUGGCAGAGUAUCUUCCUGAGUGGUGUGGCUGUCAGAGCAGCUUCAACAAUGUAAUAGCCUCAUACAUGAAUGCAGUGUAUGAGAAAUUGCAGGAGGAGAGUGGGCGAUUUACUCCCGGUAAUACACCCAUGAAGCGUAAAGUUUCCAGCCAGGCCAGUCGGAAACCAGAUGAUUCCCUUCAGGGGUAUGUAGAGUUUGCCCAAGAUCUUGUAUCAGGAGAGUUAGCCCAAAAACUUUACUUCAUAACUCAGAAGAUUCAUAAAAAAGGAACAAGUGGAAGAGAAGAAGAGGAUGAGUCAACCAGUCUAAUAGUCUCUGAUGACUCUCACAAUAUUCCAGCACUAGAGUUUGUGAAGAAUGUCACCAAAGUCUUGUCAUUGGACUCAACAGUUACAGAACAGGUUUAUAAGUUACGCCGAGACCUUCUCAAGCUGCUGAACAUUGGAGAAUUUUCCCCAGAGGCUCAGUGGAAAGAUCCCUGUGUCUCCUAUGUCCUGCCUGAGGUUAUCUGUCGUGCUUGUAACCACUGCCGCAACAUUGACCUGUGCAAGGACACUUAUCAGGCUGUGGAGAAUGGAGUACGUGUGUGGCUGUGUCCAAUAUGCAAGACAAGUUAUGCAUCUGAUGAAAUACAGCAUCAGCUGAUAGCCCUUAUUCACACCAACUCCAUGGCACAAGUUCUUCAGGAUCUUCAGUGUGAUCGCUGCUCACAGGUGAAGCAGCCCAACAUGACCUUGUACUGUACUUGUGGAGGACGCUACAAGACUCUCCUAAACCAAGCUGAUUUUAGCCACAAGCUCAGAGUCUUCAGUAAAAUUGCCAGCAUUUACAACAUGCCAUAUCUAAAGGAGACCAUAGAAUGGAUGAUCUCAAACAAUACUUGGAUAUCUACAUAGUUUAAAGCAAAUUUUUCAGAGCACUUCAGUUGGAAAAUACAAACAUAAAAUAGAUAAAUUACAAAUGCAAAUUUUUUUUAAUUUUAUUCUAAUUUUUGUAUACAAAUUUUACACAUGAUAAAAAAAUAUAAUGACUAUCUAUUUUA
This is a messenger RNA of Homarus americanus (American lobster), 7082 nucleotides long. It is a transcript of the gene DNApol-epsilon255, whose product is annotated as DNA polymerase epsilon catalytic subunit A-like. Gene Ontology annotation, cellular component: nucleus; epsilon DNA polymerase complex. Bases 88 to 6936 code for a protein of 2282 amino acids. NCBI's taxonomy places the organism in Eukaryota, Metazoa, Arthropoda, Malacostraca, Decapoda, Nephropidae. The record is from RefSeq and is a predicted model, not a curated record. Gene Ontology annotation, molecular function: single-stranded DNA 3'-5' DNA exonuclease activity; zinc ion binding; DNA binding. Gene Ontology annotation, biological process: DNA replication proofreading; leading strand elongation; mitotic cell cycle. The transcript has 29 exons.